AUGAGCUCCACAGGGGUGGCGGUCGGGCAGCCGCCCCCCAGCUCGGAGACCCCGGGCUCCCGGGGCGCCCAGCGCCAGCGCCACCGCUCGUCCGGGGUCCUCCACCUCCUGGGGCAGCAGGUGGCGCAGCUCGGGCUCAGCGAGGCGCAGAAGCGGGUGGUGGACCUGGAGAAGAGCCUGCAGUUCCUGCAGCAGCAGCACUCGGAGACGCUGGUCAAACUCCACGAGGAGAUUGAACACCUGAAGCGGGAGAACAAGGAUCUCCAUUACAAGCUAAUAAUGAACCAGAAGUCACAUAGGAGAGGCAGCAUCACCAACUCCAGCUUUCAGCCCACAAAGCCGAUCCCAUCCUCAGUGACGGCAGCGGCCUCUCAAAACAAGGCCAGGCUCAACUCCAAGAAGCAAGACUCGAAACCUGACGGUCCCCAGAAGACGGACCUGGAAGAGAAGACUCCAGCUGCUCCCCAGCUUCACGGCAGCAAGCUGGACAAAGCCGCCGGGGCACAGAGGCCCUCCAAAGAAGAAGUGGAGACUUUGAAUUCAGAGGCCAUCUCGGGGGCAGGCAGCCAGCACAAGAGCAAGCAGGUGACGGGGGCGCCCCGCCUGAUGAACCUGCCCCCCCACUUGCGCAAACCCAGCUCGCUCCAGCAGUGUGAGGUGGUCAUCCGCCAGCUGUGGAACGCCAACCUCCUGCAGGCCCAAGAGCUGCAGCACCUCAAGUCUCUCCUGGAAAGGACCCAGAGGCCAUCCCAGGCUGGCCCUGAGGCUGACCCGAGUUCUCACGACCAGGAGGCUGCGCAGCUCCCCAAGGUGGCCAGCAAGGGUGUCUCUAGGAAAUGCCUGAUCCUGAGCCCCAUUCCCGUGUCGGAGCGCGCCAUCCUGCCCGCCCUGAAGCAGACCCUGAAGAAUAACUUCGCCGAGCGGCAGAAGAGGCUGCAGGUGGUGCAGAACCGGCGGCUGCACCGCUCGGUGCUCUGAGCGCCGCCCGAGCAGUGCGCACGGAGGUCCCGGCCAGGCCCAGGUCACAGCUGGGGACACACCCUCUCUAGGCAGCAUUCC
This is a messenger RNA of Pipistrellus kuhlii (Kuhl's pipistrelle), 1059 nucleotides long. RefSeq names its product coiled-coil domain-containing protein 74B. The record is from RefSeq and is a predicted model, not a curated record. Bases 1 to 978 code for a protein of 325 amino acids. The transcript is spliced from 8 exons. Lineage: Eukaryota; Metazoa; Chordata; Mammalia; Chiroptera; Vespertilionidae.